GCGAGGAAGGUGCAAACCCUAACUUGAAUAUCUUGACCGAAAGAGCAAGAGCUCACCUCGUGCAUGGCUCUUGCGGAACGAGCACCCCCAGACCCAACAGAUAAUCCCCAGGCCUGAUCCCAAGAUAUCGCGAUCAACAAAAUCUAAAGUUUCCCAGCGGCAAAACGAUCUUCAACGCGCAGGGCCAGUUCUGCUACAUCUACGAGAAGACCCAGAACCACACCCCAAGCCAGAAUCCGUACCCCAGAAGACCCCCAGUCUUUUCAACUGAUUGUGUACAGCAGCAAUGGCCUGUUGCACGUUUCCAGGACCACGAUGGUUUCUGCGGGCCCUGGAUUACCAUCACCGCCCUGCUCUCCCGACAAGACAUGGUGUUUGGAGGCUCGAGAAGUGGUUGUUCGUGCCUGGGAGACAGCAUGGUCAACUGCGGAUGAUGAUUGGUAGCCUUGGGAGUCUCGACAUGGGGAGAUAAAACGUCUAUUCAGCCUGCCACCGCAAAGGGGUGGUGCCCGCCGCAGCGCCCGGACCUCCGCGCCGGUCCGACGGCACCCUUGGGCAGAAUUUCGGAUGAGAUAUCGAUCUUCGCAUGGAUUGCGGAUGUAUGCAGAUCCCGUCUUACGCCCUGUGGUACCCGUGUCAGGGGUCGAGUGGGGUUAUGAUGUAGGAUUCGGAGUAACUACAUGAUGGCUCUCCCCCUCUAUCUUGCUUUGCUGAAGAAUGUCUCCUUCUCGUGCAAGACACAGAGAAACCGACAUCCACGAUCUGGAAGCACCUUCCAUAGACCCUAUUCAGACUGUGCACAAUGCCGCCAUUACAGUUCGGCAAAAGCUUCCUGUCAUCCGCUGUCUUUCUAGGCGUCGCUAUCAGCACUCCAGACUUGUUUCAUGCCGAAAGGCAAAGUUUUGCGGCCCAGGCACAAAGGAUCGAUCAAAGGGCCUUUAAUGUUCUCCCGACUGUUCCUCCUCCGUCAGAAUAUGGAGGUUUCAUUGCUUGGAUUCCAUUCGCACCACCAAAUGCGACAAUAGAGUCUCUAGUUGCCCGGCCCUUUCACAUCUACAGCAAGGAGUUCGAGGAUAUUAUUGGGCCCAACCCAACCUUGACGCUGCUGAACCACACCGAUGGCGACCCCUUGUUUCACGAGGCUCCAGUGUGGAAUCCAUCCACAGAUGAAAUGUUCUUUUGUCAGAAUGCAGGUGCGCCAGCUGCCGGAACAGGGAUGCAAAAAUCAGCCAUCAUUCAGAAGAUCAAAUUGUCUGCCAUCACACGGGCUAUCACCAGCCAGAGAAAUGCCAGCGGAUCUGUUCAGAUUGAGGAUGUGACUGCGGCUGACGGGGCCAAGGUUAUGAACCCCAACGGGGGCACAAACUACAAGAACAAGUUGCUCUUUGUCGGACAAGGAAAGGGGGAGAACAUUCCACCUGCCAUUUACCUUAUGAAUCCAGAGCCUCCUUAUGAUACAAAAGGUCGGUUAGGUAGUCUCCGCGCGUCGAGUGUUUAUCACGUGCUAACGUCUGGAGGAUACCUAGUCAUGCUGAACAACUACUUUGGUCGGCAAUUCAACUCCAUCAACGACGCCUCAGUCAACCCCCGAAAUGGUGACAUCUAUUUCACCGACCCUACCUACGGAUUCGUUCAAGAUUUUCGGCCUGCACCCGGCUUUCCAAAGCAGGUGUGGCGUUUCAAUGAGGCUACUGGAGCUGUCACUGUGGUGGCGGAUGGAUUCAGCAUGCCAAACGGCAUUCAAUUCUCACCAUCGGGGUCACAUCUUUAUGUGACCGACAGCGGGGUAGCGCAGGCUUUCAGAGGGAUGGAGUAUAAUAAUCCUUCCACGAUUUACCGAUUUGAUGUCUCCAGGGAUGGGACCUUGUCCAACAGACAAACCUUUGCGUUUAUCACACCUGGUAUACCAGAUGGGAUCAAUGUGGAUACAAAUGGCAAUGUCUACGUGGGCUGUGCAGAUGGCGUGCAAGUUUAUAGUCCAUCAGGGAAGUUGAUUGGAAAGAUAUUCCUGGGCAAGGGAGUGGCCAACUUUCAGUUCGCGGGAAAGGGAAGGAUGGUGCUGUUGGCGGAGACGGAGUUGUACUUUGUGGGCGGGUUGAAAGCUGAGGGUGCUUUUCCGGGAAGGUUGUAUUAGUCGGUGUCCGAUGUGGACGAGACGUGCUGCGGGAGAGCACAGCGGUGGUGAGGCUGGGGUGUUGCCUGAUGAG
Podospora pseudocomata is the source of this 2207-nucleotide messenger RNA. RefSeq lists its product as uncharacterized. Lineage: Eukaryota; Fungi; Ascomycota; Sordariomycetes; Sordariales; Podosporaceae. The record is from RefSeq and is a predicted model, not a curated record. The transcript has 5 exons. Bases 803 to 2134 code for a protein of 443 amino acids.